AUGAUACAUGGCUUGUCUGCUCUUCACCGAGCACAUGCACAAAACGUCACACUGCGAUUGCUGACGUCAGCCACUUGCCCCACGCGCUUGUACCAAGCACAGCUUGCGCGCCGCCUGCAGACACAAGCAUGGGAACCAUUGCGCCCUCCGAACCCUGCCGACCUGCCCAAACCCAGGCAGCGCAAAAUCAAGCCCCCUUUUACUCGUCGAAAAUGGGUGCGUCGACUCGCUGCUGUCUCCGCACUGCUCGGCGCAGGGUGGGCAGUUGACCGACAGUUCAAUGCCUCGUCCAUCACUCGCAGCUUGCGCACAUUCAAAGUCGGCCUCUUGAUUGGAAUCGACUACAAGAUCAAUUUCCGUGCGCACCCACCACUUGCAAAUAGUAUCGAGGAUCUCCAUGCCAGGAAUGCGACGAGGAUCUUUGAUCUUCUGCGAUACAAUGGCGGGCUGUAUCUGAAGAUUGGACAGGCCAUUGCUAUGCAGAGUGCCAUCCUCCCGCCACAGUUCCAGAAGAUGUUUCAGCAAAUGUUUGACGAUGCGCCGCAGAACGAGUGGUGGGAGGUGGAGCAGGUCAUACAGGAAGACUUUGGCAAGAGCGUUGAGGAGGUUUUUGGCAUUGGCUUCACUAAGCAAGAUGGCCGAGGUAUCAUGGAGAAGACUGCUCGAGCUAGUGCAAGUGUUGCCCAGGUCCAUUGGGCAAGGCUGGCAGAUGGAAGAGAAGUAGCCAUCAAGAUCCAGAAGCGAGAGAUUGCACAACAGGUCGGAUGGGAUCUCUGGGCUUUCAAGGUUGUCUCCAAAGUAUAUACAUGGUGGUUCGGAAUCCCUGUCUAUACCCUCGUGCCAUACAUAUCAGAGCGCCUGAUGCUAGAAACGGAUUUUGAAAAUGAGGCAAACAACGCUGUAGAGAUGAAGAGACUGGUGUCUGGAGAGCCAAGACUCAAUGGACGAGUUUACAUACCCACCGUUUACCGCGAACUUUCCAGCAAGCGAGUUAUGACAGCCGAGUGGAUAGAGGGAGUCAGGUUAUGGGACAAGGAGGGCAUUACAAACAACUGGAAAGGAGGAUGGCGUCGCGGCAGCCCAGGUGCAGGCGGGGAACAACUACCGCCUAUCCCACAAGAUGCGCCGGUGGACACUAAUGCUCCAGAAGAUGCUACAAGGCAUGAUUUCUUCAAGCCGGAUCGCAGCUACUGGCGGGGCAAGGACGGAAAGGGCGGUCUAGGCGUCUCUCUGAAGUCUACAAUGAAUACCAUUGUAGAUCUUUUUUCGGCGCAAAUGUUCUUAUGGGGAACUGUGCACUGUGACCCGCAUCCAGGUAACGUUUUCGUUCGCCGCCUCCCCAACGGACAACCCGAAGUUGUCCUCAUCGACCACGGUCUGUACAUUCGCAUGGAUCCCAAGUUCCGCCUUCAAUAUGCCACGUUCUGGAAAUCACUAUUGGCUUUCGACAAUGAUAAAAUCGAGGAGAUUGUUAGCAGCUGGGGCGUCAAACAUGCCGACAUUUUCGCCUCUGCAACGCUCAUGCGCCCAUACGAAGGCGGUGACAAGAGCGUAGCUGAAGUCCUCAAAUCCGAACGCAAGGGCAAAGACCAAGCCGAGCGCGCUUUUGAAAUGCAAGCCAAAGGACGCGAUGCAAUCAAGCUUAUCCUUGGCGACGACGCCAAAUUCCCGCGUGAACUUCUCUUCAUCGGGCGCAACCUGCGUAUCGUUCAGGGUAAUAAUCAGUUUCUCGGCUCUCCAGUCAAUCGGAUCAAGAUCACUGGCUUGUGGGCUAGCAGAGCCCUAAUCGAGAGCAAGGAUCUGGGUGUGGGUGAACGUUGGAAGAACUGGGUUCAGCAUCUGCGAUUUCGUUUUGUACUGGCGCUCAGCGAUGCAGUCUUCUUCUGGAGCAAGAUCAAGCAGCUGAUUGGCGUGGGUCGAGGCAUGGAAGAUGACAUUGAGGCGCAUAUGCGCGUUAUGGCCAAGGACUUUGGUGUCGAGUUGAACCACGAAUACAUGUCUCUGAAUGCGAGCCUCAGCAGUGUAUGCAAUGUAACCGUUUCGAGCUGUCCACCACCAUUACAAACGUCCAAGCUCGUGAUGACGCGCCUCAUGAAUGUGCCGAGCCAUCUCAUCUCCCAUAGGUUCAACCGCCCGAAAGCGCUCAACUCCUUCGGCGGCAACAUCAUCCCCGAAGUCAUUGCCGCGCUGCGCGUCCUCAAUGAGCAUCCAGAUACCAUCUUCACCGUUUUAACGGGCGAAGGCCGGUUUUUCUCGGCGGGCGCGGAUGUCAAGGCUGUUGCCGGGGUGGGUGGACAGGCAUUUAAGAAUGAGGCCGAGAACAAGUUGGUGCAGUUGGGGAGGUUUACUUAUGCAACUGAACUUCUACGCUCAAUGAUUGAUCACAAGAAGGUUUUCAUCCUUGCGCUCAACGGCCCUGCUGUCGGUGGCGGUGCAGCAUGGUUCCCUGGUAUCGCAGAUAUAGUACUUGCUUCAUCGACUGCAUGGCUCCAAUGCCCCUUUUCUGCUCUCGGCCUUGUGCCUGAGAACGGAUCUGCGCUGUCCUUUGCCCAGCACAUGGGCAUCCACCGUGCAAACGACUUUCUCAUGUUUGGUCGCAAGCUCACUGCGCAAGAACUGCUUGAUGCAGGCCUGUACAACUAUGUCUGGGACGCGACGGGCGACGAAUUUCAAAACAAGGUUGUAGAUUUCUUGGAGGAGCAGUUGAAGGUGAAUGAUGGCAAGAGCAUGAUUGAGAUGAAGCGGUUGCAGAAUGCGCCCAUUAGAGAUGCGAGGAUGAUGGCGGUCGUCAAUUCGAUUGAUGCGCUUGCGGAGCGGUUCGUCGAGGGUGCGCCAAUGAAGAGGUUUGAAGUGAAGAGGAGAGAGUUGGAGGAGAAGAGCAAGGCUAAGGCGAAGAUUUAG
This is a messenger RNA of Bipolaris maydis ATCC 48331, 2901 nucleotides long. RefSeq lists its product as uncharacterized. NCBI's taxonomy places the organism in Eukaryota, Fungi, Ascomycota, Dothideomycetes, Pleosporales, Pleosporaceae. The record is from RefSeq and is a predicted model, not a curated record.